AUGCAUGAUGCUCCGAUACUAGAAGCUCCACUGCUACGUUCAUUCCUUACUGGUAGAUUUUUUAUCGUAUUUAAGUUCGGAUCACCAGCAUCCACAGUUGCGGAUGUCAAAGUUGUUACCACACUGGUUGGCUUAGGUGAACUGCCAAGCUUUAAACUUGUCCCAGAAUCAGAUUUCGUGGUUGUCACGAAGUUUAUUGGCGUCCCAGAAUCAGGUUUCGGAGUUAUCUCGAUAUUUCCACCCAUUCCAGAGUUAGGUGUCGAAACUGUUACCAAUUUUCCGGGCGUUCCAGAAUCAAAUUUCAAAGUUGUCGCGAUGUUUUCGGGUGUCCCAGUAUCAGGUUCCAAAGUUGUCACGAAUUCCCCGGGAGUUCCAGAAUCAGGUGUUAAAGUUAUCUUAGAAUUUCCAGGUGUCCCAGCGGCUGACUGCAAAGUUGUUGGGAAGUUUGGUGGCUCCAAGGUCGUCGUAAACCUGCCAGAGUCUCCGGAAUUGGGUUCCAAAGUAGUGGGCAAGUCGCCAGGCACCAAGUUUGUCACCAAACUAUCAGGCUUUGUAGAACCAACCUCUAAACUUGUCACUAAACCGCUAGUUCCUCCGGAAAUGGGCUCUGGAGUUGUUACAAAAGUUCCAGGUGACGAAGAACCAGGCUUCGCAGUUACCGUCAAAUCAUCAGGUUUCUUAGAUCCAGGCUGUGAAGUUGUGAUCGUGCGACCGAUCUCUCCGGAAACAGGCGGAACGGUAAUUGUUGGACUUGAGGGUUCGCCGGAAUUGAGAUUAUUGGAAUUUUUCUUCUUGGUGUCAGUAUCUUUAAGUCCUGUGUCAUUGGCAGGUGUAGAUUCCGCGGUGGUAUUGAGGGAGAUGACAUUCUCAGGAGGAACAAUUGGUUUCGCAGGUGCUGAAUCUGGUUCAAAAAUAAUUCUGCGUUAACCCAUGAAUUGGGAAUUUAGGAAGAAAAUAAA
Messenger RNA from Diprion similis, 959 nucleotides. RefSeq lists its product as uncharacterized. NCBI's taxonomy places the organism in Eukaryota, Metazoa, Arthropoda, Insecta, Hymenoptera, Diprionidae. The record is from RefSeq and is a predicted model, not a curated record. The coding region runs from base 1 to 927 and encodes 308 amino acids. The transcript has 2 exons.